This is a messenger RNA of Pecten maximus, 2699 nucleotides long. RefSeq names its product monocarboxylate transporter 12-like. The record is from RefSeq and is a predicted model, not a curated record. The transcript is spliced from 9 exons. The coding region runs from base 527 to 2179 and encodes 550 amino acids. Gene Ontology annotation, biological process: transmembrane transport; monocarboxylic acid transport. Gene Ontology annotation, molecular function: monocarboxylic acid transmembrane transporter activity. Lineage: Eukaryota; Metazoa; Mollusca; Bivalvia; Pectinida; Pectinidae.
GCAAAGAGAAACAGUCUAUUUACGUAUCCGAGUUAGCACAGGUCAACACAAAUAUGGUAUCAUUUAUACAUUAUGCGUGCGUACGGUGUAAAAUAGGCUAAAUAUGAAAACACGCCGACAGUACAGACCGAGCCAGUGUUUGUGGAGCAAGGGAGUAACUCCAUGUUGGAGUUUACGUGAUGUGGCAAAUUUUAUGAAACCUCUCCCAUACCAGUCAGUGAUGCUGAACAGUUCGGACGUUCCGGCUACACAACUGAUUCGUUGACGAAGAAAGGAGGGACAGAGGUCGUUUAAGGUCAGCUUACAAACAGACAACAGUCCGGGAAGGAACAGUAGAGAUCCGGUAGAUGACAGCACUGUACCGGAUUUCGAGUCUUAUGUCAAAUCCGACAAACAUGACCGCAGUAUCCGAGCUUUUAUUUUUUGUAUUGUUUAGGACAAUGUAAAUAGCCAUAUAACGUUUUUGUGUAAACUCGAUAACACAUCAGGAGCGUUCGGGUUACAACAACGUGUGGAGUUACAUUCAAUGGAAAAUGAUGGAGACGUUAAGGUCUCUCAAGGACGCGACCCGGACAAGUCUCAAGGACGCGACCCGGGCAAGUCUCAAGGACGCGACCCGGACAAGUCUCAAGGACGCGACCCGGACCAGUAUUCUCCCGUUGCGAAGUCCGGGGGCACGGACGAGGAAGGAAGUGCUGAUCACCUAACACAACUCCUGGAGGUCCCUAGGGAAGGCCGACCACCUUCCGAGGGAAGUACCGAAGAGGAGGAGCUAGUCCCGGACGGGGGCUGGGGAUGGUGGUGUGUGAUAGGUUGUGCCCUUGCUCAUUUCGUCACUAGUGGACUGGAGAGGUCUGGCGGCGUAAUUCUUCUCGAACUCCAAGAAAGGUUUGGUUCGGGAGCAGCAUCCACAGCUUGGGUUAUCUCCCUUAGCGCAACGCUUCGCCUUUUGUUUGGCCCGGUAGCUAGCAUCCUUAGUAACAAAUACAGCUGUCGGUCCGUGGUGAUUGUAGGAGGUCUGUUGGUGUCUAUCGGUGUGUUUGUUAGCGGAUUCGGACCGAGCAUCGCCUUUCUAUACUGCAGCUAUGGACUUUUCUGUGGUUUGGGCAAGUCCCUGGCCUACACCCCGGGGUUGGUGAUCGUUGGUCAGUAUUUUAAGAAGAAACGUGGCCUGGCCGUAGGUCUGGCGACAGCUGGUGGAGGGGUAGGGACCCUCUUUUUACCUCCUGCGAUUAAUCGUCUGUUCAAAGAAUUGCGAUUCACGGGCUCCAUGAUGAUUCUGUCCGGACUCUCUCUACAGCUUUGUGUAGCUGGCGCCUUGUACAUGCCACUCAGCAAAUACCGCGCACUGUGUCUGCGCAUGACUACAGACUCAAAUACCACAAAGGGAGUGAGUUCCCAUAGCGACGAAGAACUGAACUCUAACCCAGUCCUAAAAAGUGUACCCGAAAAACCGAAGUUUUCUAUGAUGGGAAUUAUAAAAUGUACAUUAUGUUCUCAUAAAAGUACUGUUAAACACUCUCAUCAACAUACUAAGAAAAAGCUCAUUGACUGUAGUCUUCUAAGAAAUCCGACUUUCACUGCCUUGUGUGUUGCAGUGUUGUUUUUAGCUCUUGCCUUUAAUUCCGUUCUUGUGUUUAUUCCAUCACUUGCCUCUGCGAUCGGCCUGACGGGUCUUCAGGGAGCGUACGUCCUGUCCAUAGCUGGUAUUUUCGAUACGGUUGGUCGCCUGGCGUCUGGUGUCGUGCUGGACAUGGAACGGGUGAAGAGGUUCCGCAUGUUGGUAUAUAACAGUGCGUUGUUCCUGUUGUCCACACUGACCUUCGCACUGGCAUAUGUUACCACGUUAACCGAGUUGUCGGCUGUCGCAGCAAUGUAUGGACUACUUAUUGGUACUUAUUCGUCUCAGAAAUCUGUGAUACUCGCUGACAUUUUAGGGCCUGGUGCCUUGACGAGCUCUUUCGGGAUCCUGAUAUGUUUCCAGGGAUUUGGUACUCUUAUUGGCCCCCCGUUUACAGGCUUCCUGAAAGACAAUUUGGACUCCUUUGCUGUGGGGUUUUAUGUAUCAGCUGCUAUCAACUUUCUUGGUGCUCUGAUUCUACUUACUGGAAAUGUCUACCAAUACAGAAAAAACAGCAGAAAAUCGGAAACAGAAGAUUUGGAAAUGGACCCAGUCUAAUGGGUGUUUACGAGGAGAGUGGUUUGGGGGCACGAUUCUGAUUAACCAGAGCUUGUUAUACUGCUGAGGAAGAGCUGUCCAAAAUACUAACCAUUUAAAUGUCUAACCGGACGUGACGUAGAUCAUUAUCGACAACGCCAUAUCUACAGUCCAGUACAAUGUAACGUAGAGCUAUUGUCUAUGAAUACAGUAAUUUCCUAACACCGGUGUAUAGCCCACGCGAUGCAAAAUAAUGUAUUUAAAAUCUUUGGUAAAAUCAGUUUUAGAUAACCCGCACUGGUAGAUAGCCUGCGGGUAUUACGACGAUUAAAUUCACAUUUAUUUUAUGUCCUUGAACAAAACGGACGCUGUAUCAGCAGCAGUGAAGACUACACAAUUUUCUUUUUCGUCUUUUUUUUUAUAUGUAUUACAUUUCCGUAAAAACACAAAUCAUCGAUAGUACAUUCCGGUAGAAUCCCGCAAAAGAAAUCCCCAGAUGUAAAAUACAAACUUUUUGCAGUAAAGAUGAUUUAAUACAGAU